Messenger RNA from Daucus carota subsp. sativus, 627 nucleotides. RefSeq lists its product as uncharacterized. NCBI's taxonomy places the organism in Eukaryota, Viridiplantae, Streptophyta, Magnoliopsida, Apiales, Apiaceae. The transcript has a single exon. The coding region runs from base 1 to 627 and encodes 208 amino acids. The record is from RefSeq and is a predicted model, not a curated record.
AUGGCAGCUUGUGAAAGCCUUGAACACAUAUAUGACAAGCCAUUACCUUUGAAAAAUCAUCAAAUACCUCUUCAAGUAUCUGUGUCUUUGGUAGAUGAUUCAUCUUCAUCGUUAUCACCAUUGUCAUCUUCAUUUUCCCCAUCAUCAUCGCCAUUCUCAUCUUCGUCGUCAUACUCGUCAUUUCCUGUAAGAACACCUCUUUCCAUGUGUUCAGACAGUUUAUCAAUAUGCACAAAAAAUCUUGGACUUGAAAGCAAUGAUGUUGAGAUUCCUGUCAUCAGCGGCAACAAUGAUUUUAGAAGACAAGUGAUUCCAAGGAGAAAGAUCGGAAGACAUAUGAGACAUAGAUCAAAUGAGGUUUUAUAUGACUCGAAGGGCACAUUUAACGCGUAUAUGUCCAGUGGAGAACCGAGGAUAUCAAGAAUCACUGGUGAGAGAAUGCCUCCGCCUAUAUCUACUAUUGCUGGUAAUGGGAAGCCUUGGGUAUGUUUCAAGUCUUUUAGGAAUGAUGGGAGACUUGUUCUUAGGGAGGCCAGGAUCCCGACUAAAGAACUGCUGCAAUCACGUCGAGAAGAAGGACGUUUGAAGCUGCAGUACGUUCAAUCAGAUGAAGAAACCAUGGACUGA